Molecule: messenger RNA, 12778 nt
Organism: Alligator mississippiensis (American alligator)
Lineage: Eukaryota; Metazoa; Chordata; Crocodylia; Alligatoridae
Gene: TTLL7
Product: tubulin tyrosine ligase like 7
Exons: 21
Coding region: 354-3086 (910 amino acids)
Biological process (GO): microtubule cytoskeleton organization; protein polyglutamylation
Cellular component (GO): cilium
Molecular function (GO): tubulin-glutamic acid ligase activity; tubulin binding
Source: RefSeq, a predicted model, not a curated record
CCGUGCAGCGCUCCGGCCCCGCGGGGCCGGGUCGGGCUUUCCCGGUGCUUUGUGCGUGCGGGGGAAGGGCCCGGGCUCCCCUUUCUUCUGCUCCUCCGUUGUCACCGCCUGGCAGGGGCGUGAGGAGCGGCCGGCCGGCCGGGAGGCGAGGCUGACACCCUCUCCGCGCGGGUCGCCGCUGAGGGACGAGGCCCCGAUUCCCAUCUCUACUAUAACUGAACAUUCCUAAAUUCGGAUGUUUUAAAUGGUCUGAUAAGAGCUUUGAAUAAUUUGACUUUUUGAAGGCCUCCAUAUUUUUUUCUGAGAAUUUGGAACAGGAUUUGGAUUCUACUUGUGCACCACCUGAAGUUAUAAUGCCAUCCUUGCCUAAUGAAGGAGAUAAUCAAGGAACCUCUCGCCUGACUUUGAGUUCAGAACUGCCUUAUCAAAGCACAAUUAAAAGAAAAGUCAGAAAGAAGAAAAAGAAUGGAGUCAUCACUGCAAAUGUUGCUGGCACAAAAUAUGAAAUUGUUCGCUUAGUAAUAGAUGAGAUGGGCUUUGUGAAGACGCGAGAUGAAGACGAAACAGCUAAUCUUAUAUGGAGUGAUUCUGCUGUGCAGCAGGACAAGAUUGCUGAGCUCAGAAACUAUCAGAGAAUCAACCACUUUCCAGGAAUGGGAGAGAUCUGUAGGAAGGAUUUCUUAGCAAGAAACAUGACCAAAAUGAUCAAGUGUCAGCCUCAGGAAUACAGUUUUAUUCCUCGAACAUGGAUCUUUCCUGCAGAAUAUACACAGUUUCAAAACUAUGUAAAGGAGCUGAAGAAGAAACGCAGACAGAAAACUUUCAUAAUCAAACCAGCUAAUGGUGCAAUGGGGCAUGGAAUCUCUCUGAUAAGAAAUGGGGAAAAAAUACAAGCUCAGGACCACUUGAUUGUCCAGGAAUACCUUGACAAACCCUUUCUUAUGGAAGGUUACAAGUUUGAUUUACGAGUGUACAUUCUGGUAACCUCCUGCGAUCCAUUAAAAAUAUUUUUAUAUCAUGAUGGACUUGUGAGAAUGGGCACAGAGAAAUACCAUCCACCCAGUGACUCAAAUUUGAGCCAACUGUAUAUGCAUCUGACCAACUACUCUGUGAAUAAACAUAAUGAGCACUUUGAACGAGAUGAAACAGAAGAUAAAGGCAGCAAACGGUCCAUAAAAUGGUUUACUGAGUUUUUAGAAACAAAUCAUCUUGAUGUUUCCAAAUUCUGGAGUGAUAUUUCAGAACUAGUGGUGAAGACUCUCAUAGUAGCUGAACCACAUGUCCUUCAUGCUUACCGCAUGUGCAGACCAGGGCAAGCUCCAGGAAGUGACAGUGUCUGCUUUGAAGUCUUGGGAUUUGAUAUUUUGCUGGACAGAAAAUUAAAACCAUGGCUCCUGGAGAUUAAUCGAGCUCCAAGCUUUGGAACAGACCAAAAAAUAGACUAUGAUGUGAAAAAAGGAGUCCUGCUAAAUGCAUUAAAGCUUCUCAACAUACGGCCAAGUGAUAAAAGAAGAAAUUUAGCUCAACAGAAAGCUGAGGCUCAAAAGAGACUUUAUGGUCAAGGCUCAAUGAAAAGACUAUCACCAGGUUCCUCUGAUUGGGAAAAACAGCGGCACACACUGGAAAGGAGAAAAGAAGAGUUGAAAGAGAGACUUGCACAAGUACGUAAACAGAUUUCCAAAGAAGAGCAUGAAAAUAGACACAUGGGGAACUACAGGCGAAUUUACCCUCCUGAUGAUAAGCUGUUACUUGAAAAAUAUGAGAGUUUGUUAGCCAUUGCUUUCCAGACAUUCUUAGCUGGGCGAGCGGCUUCACUUCAGCGAGAGAUGAAUAACCCUUUAAAAAGAAUGAAGGAAGAAGACAUUUUGGAUCUUCUGGAGCAAUGUGAACUGGAUGAUGAAAAACUCAUGGGAAAAUCCAGCAGGCAACGAGGACCCAAGCCCCUAUGUUCUAUGCCAGAAAGUGCACAAACCAUAAAAAAACACAAGAAUUAUAGCAGUGAAAGUAGCUGCGACAGCAGUAGCAACAUGUCGGAAUGGGAAGAAGAAACUGAAAAGGAAUAUCACAAUGAGAAAAAAGAAAAGAAAGUGACCUAUGAUCUUGAAGAAAAUAAGUAUAAACCCUUAGAACGAUCUGGUAGGAUACACUGGAAGCCUUCCAAUAAAAAUAUGAAAAGUCUAUCAUAUUCAGCCUCCACAUCCUCCAGAGGUCCUAUGAGGCGCUCAGUAAGCUGUCCCCGUUCAAUCUCAAUUGUAACUAUGCAGUCGCAAACUGAGCAACGUCCCUAUUCAGCCAAACCAGCAAUACACAUGCAGCGUCCAUCUUCUGGGAACAGGUCCCAUUCUUUAAAUCGGAGCUCCUCUUCAGUCCAAAUGGUUCAUCCAGCUAGCCUGGCCACUAUGCACUCUUCAGGGAGUGAGUCUUUACUACAAGAGAAAACAAAAGAGCAAGAAGAGGCACUGACAAGAGAGACUCUGUUAAUUUUCAAUGACAUGAGACUAAAGUUCCUUGGAAAAACAGAAGAAGAGGCAGAAUUAAUCAUAGAAAAUAUCAUGGAUAACUGGAAGUACCAUAAAACAAAAGUGGCAUCUUAUUGGUUGGUAAAACUGGAUGCAGUAAAGCAGCGAAAGGUUUUGGACAUAGUCAGGACAAGCGUUCGCACUGUUCUACAACGUGUCUGGAGGGUUUCGGACAUUGAAAGUUUACAGUUAUACCGUAUUUUUAACCGUGUGUUCAGUCGCUUGCUCUGGAGCCAUGGCCAAGGCCUAUGGAACUGUUUCUGUAAUUCAGGGAGCUCUUGGGAAACCAUAUUCAGUAGAAGCACAGAGGUGGUGACUCCUGAGCAACUCCAGUGUUGUCAACGAAUAGUGCAGCUUUGUAAACACUGCCUGCUAGUGGUGUACAAGUAUUCAACAGAUUCAAGAGGAUCUGUGACUGGAUUUAUCCCCAGUUGGGAUGAUACCAGGUAUUUACUGCCAGGACCUUCACAGUUCAUCAUGAAAGCGCCAUCCUCCAACUUUAGCUGCAGUUCAUCUGGAAUGUCUCGCUCUAACGUUCUGUUUACACCCAGAUAUAACCACUUGUGAAAUGAAGAGAAAGUUGCCAUGCUUUUACUGGCAUUCCAUUUUUUUGCCAAUAUAAAUUUGUGAUGGUGCUAAACAUAAGCACUCAUAUAUUUACUAUAGUAUAUAAGACAACAGUUAGCUGAAAACCUACUGUUAAAGCUUAACCUUUCUGGAAAUGUAAUAAACCUUAUUAAGUUGUUUACACAAAUAUGUGAAUGUCUAGAUCUUGCUAGGUUUAUAAGUAACUCCUUCCUACUAGAAAUGUUAUUUUUGCUGCAGAAUAUAUAAAAUGAAAUUGAUCUUGGAGAUCCUAUUACAGUGUUAGAUUAUUUUAUAGGUAUAGUAUCUUUGGACUUAAAAUAUUAUUUAUUGUAACGACUACUGUUUAUUCUCUCAUAGACACAUUGAUCCUUUAUCAAGAUAGACUAUAAAAAGCCUGCUGUAGAACAGUAAAACAGAUGAAGCCAGUAAAUAUAAAUAGUCUGAUAAUUUCUGUAGUACAUUUAAAAAAAAACUGUAAAAAAUGGUUCAAGUAUGCAAACAUCUUUUUAUUUCCCUAUAAAAUUCACAAUUUCAGCAAUGAUGAUGCUUUGCAGGAAGGACAUGGUAAAGUAUCUUUUAGCCUAAGUGAAGACAAUCCAGCGUGCACACAUUUAAAAAUAUCAACUGUGGCAUAUAGAAUCUAGUUGGAUCCUUGUAAUAAAUCAGAGAGCAAGGGUGGUUAUCAGAUACUCCUUCAUGCUAUUUGUGUCUUGUGUCUUUCAGUUUCAUUUGAGACCAAGCAAUCAUCUCCAACUCAUAAAAGAGCCGUGCAUAUAUCUGCUACGCAAGUGAUAAAGCAGAUAUGUUUUCAGAAGCACUGCAGUGCCAUCUAAACCUUCCAAGUAUUUUGGUUUCCUUUUAUUUUUUUGAGAGUUCCACUAUAUAUUGCAGAGCAUGUCCUCUAACAGAUAGUACUUUCUAGGCAUAUUGAAACCGUAAGAAAAUAGCUGGAAAUGUCAUAAAUUAGAUUUCUGUUGUUCAGAGUCAGCAUUCCAGGCCUAGCUGUAUGAAACAAUAAGAGCCUGAUGUAGUUAUAAGUGAGAUCCUGAAAGUACAAUUGAUCAGAGUUUCUUGAUAUCCAUGUUUGUCCCAUUUUGCAACACCUUAUUUGGGCCCAAUCUAUAUAUAGAUAAAUAUAGUCAGGUAGCAUAUACCAUAUAUGUAGUAGAUAAUGAAUUAACCCAGUUUAUAUUCAUUAACUACCAGAUCAGUUCCUGUUACCAGCCAAAUGUCUUUUCACUUGUUGAUGAACAUGACCAUAUUUAUUUUUCCCCCUAGUUCUCAAUAUUUUUAUUUUUAAUAAAAAGGUGGAGUCCAUCCCUCAGAUGUCAGAGGGUACAGGCCUUUCUCUGAGAGAAUUUUUUUAAACUUUGUGCAUUGCCUACCAAAUAGGGAAUUUUGGUAUCUUUGCUUUUGUCUGCCCAAGCUAUAUAGCUGCAAGAUGACUAUUCCCUAGAUAUGUCUGAAAAAAAUGUACUGUGCUUUUAAAGUUUGACUGCAGUGUUGAUCACAUGUAGACAGUUUUGCUAGUCUGGCAGAAUCCUUUCCCCUCCCAUGUUAAUACUGGUUUAGUCAUACAUGAUCUCAUCAGUUCACUUGAUGUAUCUCCUUGUACUAUACAAUGAUGACUGCUGAUAAGUCAAUUACAUAUGAUUACCUGUAAGACCUAAUAAAAUCCUUCCCUUCUGGAAUUGCAGUGGUCUCUGCAAUAUACUGCUUUUGGUCAUGUGGGAAAGAUAGCUUCUAACUUUGGACUGUUGCCACAGGUUGGAGCUGUUUUUGAAUCAGUAUCCUCAAGAGCCGAGGUGGAGACCAUGGCAGUCUCUUUAGCUUACUCUGCCAGCAGUAGGGCAUUAAGUAUGGCUGUACAGUGUUGGAUAGACAUAAAAUCUCCGUUAUCUGGCAUGAGUGCGGAAUGCCAGGUGCCAGUAAUGUAAAAAUGCUGGUUAUCUAAAAAUACCAGAGCCAGAGGGGGGAGGCUUGCAUGCAGCGGUGGUGACGGCGCAGGGUGGUGGAUGGUGGUAGCACAGAGGGGUUGCACACAGCUUGCAUGCAGCAGCAGCAUGGGGCAGUGGAUGGUGGCAGCAGUGGUUGCACGUGGCGGCACGGAGUGGUGGGUGGGGGCGGCACAGUGCUGGUUAAUAGAGUAUGCCGGCUAGUAGAAUGCCAGAAAACUGGGAUUUUACUGUACAUAAAAAUAUCCUGGAUACAUUGAAGAUGUAUCUACUGAUUUGUUUAAAGUUUUCAAAAUCUGGUUUAGUUUCUAGCUGAUUGUGGUUUCAUUUGUUCAUGUUUCUGAUGAGCUGUGUUGGCACACUUAUAGGUAUUUUAAUAAUUAUGAAACUAGUGUGGCAGAGAAAUAAUUCUAAAUACCUUUCACCUCUUCAGAAGGUAUAGAUAUACCUACAUGGCUCUGUACCUAAAACGGUAAUAGGCAACAGUUAAAAUCCUGGCUCCAUAUGGUAGCAUAACUAGGACCCAUACACUCCUUAAUGAAAUGCUCCCUACCCUCUGACAGGACCUAACAUGUAUUUCCAAACUGUACUACAGUCUUGAACGUGAACUGAGGGAUGAAAGCCAUUGUUGUAUUGUGGAUGGACCUCAUAUGUAGAACAAUUGAUUGCAUUAAGGCUAGUUACUUAUACGUUACAACAUAUACAACAUUCCAAGUGAUAAGUGAGAUAGGAAAGCAAAUUUCUCUAGUCAUAGUAUACAAUAUGUGUGUUUUUAGAUUAACACAGUAUUUCUAAGGCUGUGGGAUGCCUCCCCCCACUGCCAUCCCAUCUCUGUGGAGGUUUGAGAACAAGGGCACUGAAGGCAGCUGUAACUGCAUGAGCCUGGAUCUAUCCUGACCCCACAGGGCAUCUCUGAGAGGAUACUAACAGCUGCCCCAAUACAGAGACUGCUCUAUCUUCCUUCUUUUAAGGUAAAGCUAUUAAUUUGACUCAGUCCAAUUGCAUAAGGAGAAGAGGCAGUAAUCAUUAUAAACUAUGAAUCUUAUUUUUGCAAAGUCCUGUUUGCAGCCACGUAUCCUGAAAAGUGAGGGAGAGAUUAUUAUCCUGCUUUUAAAUCUUGAGUAAAAGCUAGUACCUAGAUAAAAUUUGACUUUUUACAUGAAAUUUGGGUUUAGCAUUAAAGAAUGAUUUUAUUGUUAGAGCAUAUUGGAAACUUGCCUCGGGUCCUUUAAGGUAGGGAGAAGCUGAUGGUGACCAGUGAGGGGCUGACUGUGGAGGCCUCCCAGGCACGUUUCCAGACUUCAGGAUGGUGUUUCCACCACUUACAUAGUUGGUGUUCUUCACAGAUGUUUGCUUGUGCUUUUAUACAGAGCUGCAGCUUACCUGGUAACAAAAGCUUUUUUUUUUUAACUAUAGCUGCAGCAGCAUUGUGCAGUACGUGGGUUAGGAGGUGGUGGGAUUUCUGCCUCUUCUGGCAUCACAAAAGAUGCCUGUGUCAGGGCUGCAGUGAUCUGCCCUCCCUUUGAAAGUAAAAGUAAUGGCCAGAAAACUGAUAACAAAUCAGCACACUGAAUGGAUUUUUAGUUUGGUAGGAGAGCAGAUGUUUUAAAAGAGCCUGAAAUAGUGUCGGUCUAUUCACAUUUAGGUGUAUAGAUGCGUGUAUAUGCUGCCUCCUUAACUGAAAGCACUUGCAGCUCUCAGGUGACUGGAGCUCAGGUGCUUGGGGGCAGACUCUCCACAUGCAGUCCAUUCUCACUGUGGUCAAACAUAGUCACUUGUGCACCCUAGGCUUCGCUGAAGGACUGUUUCUGAAAAGAUCUGUCAAAUAUUGGAACUAAUCUGGAAACUGGGUUCCACUCUCUUCUACUGAGUUGUCAUACUGCGCUAGUGUAAAAAAUUAUUUCACUCUAAGGCAAGACGGACACCUGUAGGGCUACAAUUCAGAAAGACCAAUUGCACAAACUUAAAAAGAUUUCUCACUUUAUUUGUGGUGAGAAGCAAUUCUUACCCUGUGAACAUUUAGCCUGAUGGCACCUGCUCUUGCAGCCUUUACAGGGGAAAAAUUUCCACUGAAGUCUGUGGGAGUUUUGUUUUGCUCAGAUUGCAAAAUUGGCUUCCUGACUGAAAAAGGGUGCUGUUUUCCUUCACAGAAAGCUGCUGGUACAGAUCUGUUAUUCAUUUGAGUGUUCUAAAUAACGCACUAUGUGAUGCAUGCCCAGUAAUAUUUUUCCUCUUACAAGAAAGUACAUACAAAACUGCUUCUAUAAUUCUUGGUAACAAGCUUAGGAGGCCAAAUGCAAAGGCAGAAGAUACUAUUUUUAAAUUACUACUUUGUCUAGGUAAUGUUAAAAAAGAAACAUCACUCACUGCACCUAAUAAUGAUACCCACUUGGUGGACUUUGGCCUUAGGGAUAAUGUUCUGUCUGGAAAGGAAUUUCUAGUCUUCAUUAUAGGAAAAUUAUAGUCUCUACUAUGGCAGUUACUUUUCUGUCUAGGAAAAUCUACUGUUGGAAUCUGAUGAAUGAGUUUAUCUGAAUGAUUUCUUAGUUGGGCUAGGACUGGGAUAAGUUCCUUUUUAAACAGCAAGGUCUAUAUUGAAUGUACAUUUUAUGUUUCUAUCUUUUAUAUCUAAAGACUGAAAUAUUGGCACUUAGAUACCAUUUAAUGUUGGUGUUAGCAAAUAUUCACCUUUGCUACUGAAUUUUGCAUGAAGUAUUGAGAAUUUAUUCCCAUUUUCAGAUAAAGUUCAUUUCUGGAUAAGAGCUGUAUUCGUGGGAAUAUUUUUCACUUUCACAUUUGCUAAUGUUUUUAUUGUAGCUGUUCUAUGAGACUAUUUUCACGCCAGAAUUGCUUUACACCAAAGUUCUUGUUUGUGAGCCAACCUUUUUGGCAGGAGUGCUAUAAAUUAGCCUUGUAGACUUUUUGAGUGCUGUUCGAAUCCCCUUCCCCUGCCCAGUCUACUACACUUUCUGCUCCCUGCCCUGUGCUCCCUACAUACUCUGUUUCUCUGAUUUCUGCUCCCUGCCCUAUCUGCUACCGUGCUGCCUAUCCCACGACACUUGUGCCACUACUGCUGCAGGUUGGCCCUCCUGGUGUAGGAGUCACUCUGUAUCUAGUCUUUCUACCAUUUAACUCCACUGUAAGCUCCCAAAAUAAGGCUUUUAUUGAGACCUAACAGGAGCAUAUGCUGAACUUUGGCCUCAGCUCAGGGUUGAAUUUCACUAUAGUUAAAUAUAAGCAGGUGAUUACAGGUGAAUGUCCCUGAAACUUAAAGAGUUUGGCCUUUCUGUCUUGUAGCCAGAUGCUGUAAUUAAAUACCUAUCAUGGUAAGUGAUGCCAUUGGGAGAUGCAGGUAUUCAUCAACCUUAGGAAGGAGUGUAUUGAAAUCUGUAUUGCUUUCACUGUUUCCUUCACCGAAGGGCAGGACCAGGCUCUACUUGUGAGGUGGUGUAACUGGUGGUUCUUCAUGCACUGGUCUUACAUGUAGAGCAAAAAGGCGAUGUUCUCUGAAGAGAAUUUUUAAAUCAUUGCUAAUGUUUGUAUUAAUUUUUAAUGAAAGGGUUUGACAGAGUGGUAUCAGGGCUUAUCUAAUACCCGCUCACAUAGUUACAGUCCCUAUAGAGCAGCCCGGGCUCACUGCUCACAAAGGGUACAUUCCACUGAGCAAGAGAGCGCCACCCUUCAGACUCCAGGUUCUUUAGAGCAAGGACUGUCCUUUACUCUAAUUUUAUACAGCACCUGAUACAAAUAGUCCUCCAUCCUUUUAAGGCCUGGACUUGUUAUCAUGGCAUGUGCGAUAAAUAAUAACAAUCUAAACUAGUUUGUAAAGCGCUUUAGAUAUUCUUGAGUAUUUCUAACCUGCUUCCAGCUGUGUAGAACAAAACACCAUACGUUGUUGAUGAAAUAGACUCUGAUAGAUCCCAGAGUGAUUAGUCUGUGUUCUACAGCAGCUUAUGCCUGCACAAUAGUCUGUUACCCCAAAAUCUUAGCCCUGUUAAGAGUUAGACUAAGAGCUGCCAUUGUGAAGAGGUGGAGACAUGUGGGCAAGUGACACGCACCUGCUUUCUCCUCUGUUGUGCAUUAGUCAAACAGCUGGGUACAAGAGAAGACAUAGGCAGGAGAGGCACUUGUAGACCAGCCAGGCCCAAUUUUAAUAGGUGCUGAGCACCCUCAACUUUCAUUCCCUAUCAGAAACAGCAUUGUGCUUGCAGUCAAAACCUGUUACAUCUACAUGUAUACUAUAACACAAAACUGAAAAUGCAAGUGGCAUUCAUUUAUGCUCAACAUUAGACCCUCAUAUCCACCAGCCCGUACAAUGUUUUUAAAACUAGCUUGGUAUCUGUACUGCACUGAGCAGCACAGGUGAGCAGUGGGCACUUCUGGAAGGAAACCCCACAGGGGAAUAUAAUUUUCCUCUGCCCCCAGCUGCUGUCCUCCCUAUCAACCUUGUUUACUUCCGUUAGUCAGGCAGCAGCAGAGUGGCAUUCUGCAGUGCUGGAUGAUUUGAAGGCUCAUUUUUGCUGCCUCCUCUGGGCUUUCUAUUGUGCAGAGGAGUAAAUUCUUGUCUGAAAUUGGGAUUAGAACCUUGCGCUCUCUUGCAUUCUGAUCCUGAGAACGACAGUGCCUGACGCAAAGGGUGCAGUUGCACGUUACACUUAGACCAUACUAAGGGCAUUUAAAAUGAAAGUAUUUACAUGUUAAAACCUGUUUAACUCUUGCGAAGUGCCCCCCCUGAGCGUCUCAAAGUUAUACCACUUUAGAUGAAGGUUAACUCUGGGCCAUGCUGACAAGCUCAUGUUAGGGUAACUUCAGUCUGCUCCACAGAAAUUUUCAGUUCUUGAGUAUCCCAGGGUGCACAGCAACACCCUACUCCCCUCUUCCCAAAAAGCAGGGACAGAGCCCAGGUGUUACAGCUCCUAGCCAUGCCCCUCAAUGGUAAGUAAGAGCUGUGCAGGCAAGAAACAGUAUUAACUAAAGCCGUGCAAAACUUUGGGUGCUUAUUCAAUUUGGAGCAAAUUCAGCCCAAUUUGGUGGCCAAAUCUCUGAAUCCAAAUUGAACGAGGAGACCAAUUAAAAGGUCUGAAUCAACUCAUAGCUGUCUGAAUCAAUUCGGAAAAGAUUUGGAGAGCUUCAGCGAUUUGGGCAGUCUUCACUCGCAGCCACAGGGAGCUGGACCUGGACGCCAUGCAGGUAAGUAGGGGGCGGGGGAGGGGAGGCUGGACGAGGGGGAGAGGACCAUGGGGGACUCUUGCCAGGCCCCAUCCCGUGCCUGCUCCCCCAGCCUACCUGAGCGCCCCCUGACCCCUGCCCGCUCUCCCAGCCCCCCCCCCCCCGGCUCCACCCCUGGCCCCAGCUCCUGACUCCUUUAAAAAAAGCCCCCAGUCACCGACUGCUGCCAGGUGGGGCGGGGGGGGGGUGAUCCCUGCUGUCCCACACUGCCCUACACAGCAUGGGACGUUCUAUCACAACCCUCCCGACCCCCACCUACUCUCCCAGGCUCCCCCAUGGCUGCCUGCCCAUCCCAGCUCCCAGCUGUUAAAAACAAAACAAAAAACAAAUCCUGGACUCGCCGACUGCUGCAGCAGCCUUUGGACUUCUGCGGGCUGGUGACAGAACCUCCCAUGCAGCACGGGGCAGCAGAGAUCGCUCCCCACCUGCCAGGAGCCAGUGAGUGGGGGCUUUUUUUUUAAAGGGCCGGGAUCUGGGAGAGCAGGCAAGGCAGCCAUGCGGGGCUGAGAGAGAAGGUGGGGAUCAGGGGGCUUGUGGCAGAGCCCCCUACAUUGUGGGGAGCAGUGGGGAUCACCCCCCCACCUGGCAGCAGCUGCUGAGUGGGGUUUUUGUUGUUGUUGUUGUUUUUUUUUAAGAGCCGGGAGCUGGGAGAGUGGGCGGGGGCAGUCAUUGAGAACAGGCAGGGGAUGGGGGCGAUUCGGAGAUUCGGCCAAUUUAGCGGUAGACGAAUCUCCAAAUCAGAUUUGGCCGAAUCGAUUCAGAACAGUGAUUCGAAUAACGGAAUCAAAUCACUGUCCCCUGAAUCAGAUGAAUCUGAAUCCAAAGUGAAAACUAGUUGCUUUGCACAGGCCUAGUAUUAACCCUGAGUGUAUGGCUGCUCACAGCACAUUCUAACUUUAACACUGCUUAACUUUCUGCAGAUUUAGUGUGGUCUGUGUAACGUAACUUCACCCCAAAAUCUUAACUAAUAAAAUGUAGGGAAGUUGACCAAAGCAUCCUAUGAUUUAAGUUGUUAGAUAGCUACCAGUUUCCACAUUUUCUAAAGCAGUCUACAACCAAAGACCCCUAGAAAGUUUACAUUUGCAUCUGAAAAUAUGACCUGGUGAAGCUCACAAUAAUUUAGUACCAGUGUUGGUAUUAUAUGCCUGGUUACAUGUCAUCCUUGGGAUUGGUGGCUACAUGUUUCAUAAGUGGGAAUGCCAGCAGCAGUGCUGUAUCCUAAAAUACUGUAUUUGGGUAACAUGCACCAUAGUCUUUGUAUGGCAUGUGCCAAGUUUGGAGUUGCACAGGUAUUUCCACUCUCACCAGCUGCUCUUCCAGCAUACCUCAAACCCUCCCUUCAUCUUGAAAGCAUGACCCUAUGAAAAAAAGCAAGUUCAUGCCAGUGCAACUUCCUCCUCCUUUCCUCAGCUUUGUUUAUACUUCUGGUAGCUAUGCCCUUAACUCCACUGGUAUGCUACUGAAAGUUUGGCCAUGGCCCUAAGUGUCUGUGCUCUGUACAAGCACAGGCGAGCCCUGAUGGUAACUGUGUAUUUUUGAGCAAACAUUAUAAAAUACUAACGUUCUUUAUACCUACAUAUUAACAGGCUACAGGCAUUUUAUUUGUUCAAGGCAUUAAAAUUUUCAGAAUAUUUUGGCUAUUUAGUAUGAUAUAGGACAAGACAGAUAGCACUAAAUUUUCUUUACUGAAGUAUAAAUAUUUGCAGAUAUUGUUUCUCAGCCUGGUCAGUGUAUGCUAGCAUUUUGCACAUGCUGUAACUUCCUAAUAUUAACUGGUUUGUUGCAAAUUUGUAUUUGAGGAUAAGGAUAAUAGCAAUGAGUUUGUUAAUAUGAAUCAGUAUUCAGACUAUUCCCAUGUGCUUUCCUGUCUGUAUUUUUAAUGCAAAUAUUGUUGCAGAGAAUAUGCUUGAAAUGUCAACACAAUAUGUAAUUAACAUAGUUUGUCAUGCCCCUGCAUGUGAUAUAUGUAUAGGCAGCUUAUUUCAGUUACUCAGAUAUGUAUUAUAAUAAUAAUGAAAAAACUUGGUUAACAUUAGAAAGCGGUGAUAUGUAAUCAGACAUUUUGUUUUACAAACACAUUGUUUUAGCAGUGGAAAAAGCUUGGCUCCCAAUUAAGCUUUCAGGAUGAUGGGAUAUAUUUCACAGUAAUUUUCUUCUUCUAUACUGACUGCAACAACACUAUAGGGAUAACUUUACUGGCUAUUAAAGUCAAGUCAAGUAAAUAAAAUUGGUAUACACUUUUGUUUUAGUUGGGUGUAAUAUAACCUGUUCUAAAAUUCUAAAAGGACAGUUGUAUAUCUUUUUUUUGUAUCAAGGAUUAUAGCAACACCCAGUAGUGCUAAUAUAGCUAAGGUUGUGUCAGCAUUUCUAUUAUUUAGGAGUUUUUAACUUACCUAGGUUGCAGUUUAGCACACAAGAUCCAAUAGGAAGUACAAUACUUCUACUGUAAUCAUUUAAACAACAAUAAAAUUGAGUAUUCUUAAGUUA